Messenger RNA from Scatophagus argus, 2384 nucleotides. RefSeq names its product centrosomal protein 72 (gene cep72). The coding region runs from base 46 to 1770 and encodes 574 amino acids. The transcript is spliced from 14 exons. Lineage: Eukaryota; Metazoa; Chordata; Actinopteri; Scatophagidae. The record is from RefSeq and is a predicted model, not a curated record. Gene Ontology annotation, molecular function: protein binding.
UCUUACUUUUUGACAGUACCUGAAUGCAUCCACAGUUCGAAAGGUAUGGCGGCGGAGUGUCUGACAACAGUAACAGAGCAAUGGAUACGGGAUAGAUUACAAUUAAAACGCCCAUGUCUUGGUGAUGUCCGGUCAUUGAGCCUCCCGGGGACACACAGGGAGAAGAUCAGACAUCUGGGAACCGCACUGAAUAACUUUGUCCGUCUGAAGUCUCUGGACCUCUCCUACAACGCGCUCGUAUCCGUUAAGGGGAUUCAGCAUUUGAAACUGCUGGAGAGGCUGAUCCUGUACUAUAACUGCAUACCUUCCCUUGAAGAGGUGAAAGAGCUGUAUGAGCUGCCAGCUUUGACAGAGCUGGACCUCAGACUCAACCCUCUGACCAAGGGUCACCCACAUUACCGCAGUCACGUGGUACAUGCCAUGCCCAACCUACGCAAACUAGAUGGGUGUUCAGUCAGAGACACUGAACGCAAAGCUGCCAUAAUGCAGUUCUCCUCUGACCUUCUGCCUCAGCAGGACAGCUCAUCUGUGAAUCAGACAGCUGACCUAAGAGGCAGCAAUCAGAGGCUGGCUUUAGUUAACCGCUUAACCAAGAGGCUCUCUCUCCUGACCGACACGGAUGACAUUGUGUUGAAUUUUGUUGCGACUGAUCAUGGAUGCCAAAAUGAAGCUCAGCCCCUCUCUGACUCAGUUCGUAAGGAAACAGAGCAAGUCAAGAGGGAAGAAUCUUUUACAGAUUUUACAGAUCAAAGGAGUUCUACGCCAAAAAAGGAAAUUGCUAAAUCCAUCCUCAGGAAUCCCCCCACAAGAUACGAUGACAGAGAGUCCAAAGUGCCAAACACAAAGAAACCACUUCAUAAAAGAAGCUCUACCUCCUUAAAUGUGACUGAUAGACCAAAAGUGUCUUUUGGCCCCUGUGUAGAGGAACAUAGGCCUGUGCCUGGAAAACAAAAGCAAAAGGACCUCCCAAAACAAACCAGACUUGUAGCCAGAGGACAUUUUACCCCCAAUCCUGAUCAAAGUUGCUGUCACAGUUCGUCAUUUAUUAAUAUCCGGCCUCCCAGUCCACGUCGGCCUGGUUUAAAUCUGUCUAACCCAUCUAACCCCAUCUUACAUCCUCCAAGACUGACUUAUUCCAGCUUCAACAAGACAGAGGGCAGCUCCAGCCUAGUGCAGAAAGAGGAAAAGAAAAAAAGGGGUAGUUAUAGGAAACCACUGGAGAUGCUCCUCAACCUCGUGGACAAACACUGGGCGGGAGAGAGAUCACUGCAUCAAAACAACAACUUCCUGUCUCAGGCAGUCCAGAUCCUCUCAAUGAUGGAAAAUGAUAUUUCCAGUCGGGAGGCUGAGGUCAGGACCUUAAGACGGGAAGCUGAUGCACUGAGCUUCCAAGCAGCUGCGCGAGAGGAAGAGUACAAAACUGAAGUCCGUAAGCUCUCUGCUCAGCUGGAGGAAGCUGAUGGUGCAGCUAGGAAACUAAAUGAGCAGCUGAGGAUUGUCUUGGAGGAAAAUGUGGCUCUGCAGAAACAGCUCAUCAAGUUAGAACGGCAGUAUCUCAAGUCUAUGAUGAAAAGUUCACCUAUUACUCAGAUUAAAGAGGCUCAGACAGAAGUGGAGGAGCUGAGGAAGGAGAUUGAGGGGUUGAGGGGAAAAGUACAGGAGGCUGAGAAAGUCAAAGAAUUGUCCAAUAUGCUGCAAGAAAGCCACAGGUCCCUGGUGGCUACUAACGAGUGUUUGCUAGCAGAGCUGAAGGGAAGUGCUGAACUUUAAAGGAGAACUUCAAUGAAAAGAAGCACACUUGGAUGAAAAUUUCAAAGCCAGACUAUGCAAAGCAUCCUGAGAGCAUUGCAUUUGCAACAUGAGGCUCAGCACCUACAGACUGUUUCUAAAUCAUUUUUACUAUAUGUCACCGCACUGUACAUUUAUUUUUUUGUGUGUUAAGUUCCCAGCCCUUGUGUGUUUACAGUAUAGUGUUAUUAUGUCAAAAAUGUGUAUAGACUGUGUUUGCUGGAUGUAAACAGUUACAGGGAAAGGUAAUUCAUUCAAGAAAGUUUGUUUAUAAGUGUGUGACAGGGCCGUAAUGUUAAAUGAUUAUAAGGGGGAAAUAGUGUUAGUGGGAAGGUCAUAAUGUAUUUUCUGGAUCAGUGGCUGGAUUGUGUCUCUCUUUGCUAUUUUCCUGCAUUUUUUAGGUCACUUAGGUCUCCAUCUGCUUUGUAUGCUGCAGUGGAAUGAAUGCAUCUAGAUUCCAGCUGCACUGUGACUUUAUUUAUACCUCUGCCUUAGGGCCGGACAGCUACACACACAUAUGCUUUCCUUUCUGAAACACUAAUGCAAGACCUGGCAAACCAGGUUAGGAUGUGGCUGCUGCUAUACAAACGUGAUGC